AUGUUCAAGAUCAUUGCCCUUUCCGGCCUUGUCGGCAUCCUGCCGCUAUGCGCGGCUCAGACCCGGCCGGUGCAAACAGGACAGCCCGGCGGAACCGGACCCUACCCAGCUUCAUGGACGACCGACUUUCCGCUCACCAACCACACCAUCUUCGCCCCGGUCGACCCUCCCGCAAAUCUCAAGCUCCCCGUCAUAGUGUGGGGUCAGACAGGCUGCUCCUACGACGCGCUCCGCUUCGAGCAGUUCCUCAUCGAAGUCGCCUCGCAGGGCGUUUUCAUCAUCGCCAACGGCACUCCCGACGGCAGCGAUAACCCCAACGGCAUCGCGGAGACCCAAAACCCCGAUUCCUCUCUGCACUUGGCGGCGAUUGACUGGGUCACGGCCGAAGCCGGAUCCGGCGCAUAUGUCAACGUGGACGCGUCAAGGUUGGCCGCGGCCGGGCAGAGCUGCGGCGGAGUGCAGGCGUACUCGGUGUCGGACGACGAGCGAGUGACGGCGAUCGGCAUCUUUAACUCGGGCAUGAUUAACGCCAACGACCCGUUGCCGACGACGAUCGACAAGCCCAUCUUUUACUUCCUUGGCGGACCCUCCGACAUUGCCUAUGCUAACGGAGAACGAGACUACGUGAAUCUUCCGGCGGACACGCCCAAGUGGAAGGGAAACCUUGCCGUCGGACACAUGGGCACCUACGCGGCUGCUAAUGGAGGCAAGUUCGGCGUCGCAGCGUCGCACUGGGCGCGAUGGAUCUUGCGCGGGGACGCCGAAGCCGCCGGCUUCUUCACCGGCAGCGGCACCGAGACGGCAGAGGCUGAUGGCUGGGAGGUUGUUCACGAUAUGCUUGACGCCAUCGAGGUUGAAAGCUGGGACGCAUAA
Messenger RNA from Parascedosporium putredinis, 873 nucleotides. NCBI's taxonomy places the organism in Eukaryota, Fungi, Ascomycota, Sordariomycetes, Microascales, Microascaceae. The record is from the annotation of a GenBank genome assembly.